GUUGAUUCUGCUAACUAGAAUUUGAUUGGUUCUAUACUUGGUUUUGAUAUUAGUUCUUCUUUUGUUUUCUUACUAUAGAAAGGUUGAACGCUAAGGUUUAUAUCUAGCUUUAUGUUUGAGAUAACAUAACAUAUAAGAAAAUCUAGGUUUCUUUUUUAUUGGUUCUUUUUAGUUAUAUAUAACAUUAGGAUUCAUUUUGACAUAAUUAUAAAAGAAUGGAAUAUAAUUUGCUCUAAGUCAGUUCCUAGUACUACCCCCUUUCCACCCCUCCCCCAUCCCUUGUUUGCUUUCCCUCUACUCCACUGAUCUUUCUGCUAUCUAAUUUUAGUUUCGGUUGUUGUUGUUUUGUUGUUUAGUGUCUGGUGGCUAUACAUGAUGGUGAGGUUCACUGUGGUAUAUUCAUAUGUGUACAGAGGAAAAUUAAGUCAGAUUCAUUCUAUUACUUUUCCCUUAUGCAUCUCUUUUCAUCUAGCCUUUCAUAUAGCCCAUCAAUCUUUCUUUCUAUUUAAUGGAAUUUCUUCCUACUUUUCCCUUUCUCUCUCACUCUCUCUCUAUUUCAGACUAGCUUCCACAUAUCAGAGAAAACAUUCAACCUUUGAUUUUCUGAGUCUGGUGUGUUUCGUUUAGCAUGAGAGAGUCUCCAGUUUGGUCCAUUUACCAGCAAAUGCCAUAAUUCAUUCUUCUUUAUGGCUGAGUAAUACACCAUUGUGUGUGUGUGUGUGCGCGUGUGUGUGUUUGUGUGUAUGUAUCAGAGUUGAAGUGUCAGAAGUUUAGAUCUAUCACCUUAACCCUGAGUAUAUACCCCAAAGAAUCAAGGACAUAUUCUAUUUGUACACAAAAAUAUUUACACACUAAUUUUAUGGCAACAUUAUUAAUAGCCAAAGAUGAAAUAAACUGAUAUGUCCACAAUUUAAUAAAUAAUGAACAAAUGCAGUAUAUCCAUAAAUGGAAUAUCAUUUCCUCCUAAAAGAGGGAAUGAAGAACUGAUAGAUGCUAUAAAAUGGGUGAAUGUUUAAAAUGUUAUGCUAAUAGAAAGAAAUCAGAUACAAAAAGCCACAUUUUAUCCAUUUCUAUGAACUAUCCUGAAAAGACAAGUCCAUAAAGACAUAAGAUAUUAGUGAAUUCCUAAAGGAAGGACAGAAACGGAACAACUGUAAAUGGGCACAAGGAAUCAUUUUGAAAUGAUAAAAAUGUUCUAAAAUUGUGCUACGUCAAUACUGUAGUACUCCGAAUAUAUACGGAAAUUAUUUAAUUUCUACACUUUAAAAGCAUGAAUUUUCUGUAUGAAUUAUAUGUCAAUAGGACUAUCAUUAAAAAUACCAACAGUCUAGGUCUCUUCAAGACAUCAUCCCAAACUUUUUGAUACUUUUUUUAAAGAUGAAGCAGUGGCAGUUUUUCACAUUGCAGAAAGAUUGACAUUUUAAAAAAAUGCCUCGUUCACACAGUAUUUCAUUUGAAAUCCAAAAAAAAAAAAAAAAUCCAUGAGAUAUAUUAUCUUUUAAACUUAUAGAUAAAGAACAUUGAUGAUCCCCAAACAAUUCGCACAAUUUGCACACUCUCAUACAUCAAUAAUCACAUGGUCAAGAUUUGAACCCAGAUCUUAUGAUUGAUAAUCUCCUGCACUGGCUGUCAGGUAGCAAUCAUUGGUUUGGGCAGCUAAAAAGAUGAAAAUUAUGGAGAGUUUAUAAAAAGUAUCAGGCAUAAAAAAAUUGAAGAACUAUCUAUGCUUUUCAGGCAAAAUUAAUCCAGUUGAGGUAAGAUGAAUGUUCUGAGAACCAGAACAAAUAUACUGAUUUUAUGGCUCAACUGCUUCCAGCUUUUGCCAUCGUUAAGAAAUCAGAUACAAAAAGCCACAUUUUAUCCAAUCAAAUAAAAUCAAAUCUUUUAUUUGAUUCCUGUGCACACUUGACACAUUCCCACCAUUUUAAUACUUUUUUUUUUUGCUUUCUGUCACUUCAAAAUUUUCCAAACAUUUUCUAUCUCCCAUGCCUACACUUAGCAUUAGCCAUUUCUUCAAGGAACUCUGGUUAUAUUUAUUGAAGAACUUUAUUAGAAACCCAGGACAUCUGUGGAAGCCGGGUGUGCUCAUUACUACCUGGGAGUUAUUGUUUCUGGUUCCCUGGUUCCCUCAGCUGAAUGAAGUGGGAGAUGAAUGUGUAUAUGCAAAUCUGUCUUCAUGAACAUUUCAAAUUACAUCUCUCCAGUUUAUAUGUGUCUGCAUUGAUCUAAGCAUCAAUUCAUAGUGACAUUUCCUAUUCUUAUGCAGCACCAUAUACUUCACUAGAAAACCCCAUCAAUCAUCUAACUUCCACUUUAUGAAAUCUGCUUGCCACUAUUUACUGAACAAUAUUUGUUCUUUCCUGUUAACCUGUACCUUUAUGAGAAAUAUCUUUAUCAACUGUAAUAAAUUAUGCAAUUCAUUUUGUCUCUAAUCCUGCAUCUGUACUUAUUUCCUAAGUUCCUUAGGUCAACACCUUUCACCUCCAAGUCCUUCACUGAGAUGAUGCCAUAAGUGUCUUGAAAACUACAGAGACCUCUACAGAGCAACUUUCACUAAUAAUUACAAAUAACUAACUAUUGCUCCAAGCCUUCAGGAAACAACAAGGAUUGAAAUCAUGGUUUUAAACAUUUUAGUUAUCAUUUUCAGAUAGGAAGUUGUUAUCAUGAAGACCUGCUAGAACUGUAUCCAUGAGGCUUUAAUUUCUAGUCCUUUAUCUAAUAAUUACUACUUUUUCAGCAGAGAGAUUAUUAUACACAAGGGAGCUAUUGACAGUUUCAUAUGAAAGAUGAAAAAAAAAAAAAAACAAGAUUUAACUGCUCUUACAUCCCAACAGCUCAUCCCUGAUGAGAGGAAAUCCUGAGAGAACUUCCACCUCUAUAUUUUUAUAACAUAUAUUAUGGAUCAGAACUCUAGACAAAAAUUGAAAUCAUUCUGGUGAGUAUCUUGGGUAGUACUUUGAGGAAGCUACAAGGAGGAAUUGUGGCAUUUAAUUUAUAAUAUGUAAGUGAGCUCCUUGUAUAUUGAAAUCUGCACUUUAAUUCCCUAAGGGAAACAGAGCCGAGGAGUCUCUAUAUUGAACUGCCACCACCAAAAUCAUUAAGAGUUAGUUCCCUCAGAGCAUUUGGUCUAAAGCUAAUGUAUAACCUGGAUUCCUGUUUCCAAAUAGAGAAAGACUGAGUAUCUGAAUUCCAAUUAUUCUAUAUCCUUUUACUCUCAGAAGAGGACUUUCAUGAAGUUGAGCCCCCUUACAAUAUAACAGUGAUUUCCUGCAUCUACCUGAAAAUGAUUGUUCAUCCUUUCUGCAAAAAAUAUGAAGGCAGAAAAUUAUCUUUUUCAUAAUUCAACUCAUACAGCUUCCAGAAUUCCAAGAAGAAAAUGACACAAGGAAACCAUUCCACCACAGUGACACAAUUUAUCCUGGCUGGAUUAACAAACAAACCAGAGCUCCAGCUGCCCCUCUUUCUCUUCUUCAUAGGAAUCUACAUGUUCACUGUGGUAGGGAACCUGGGCAUGGUCAUGCUGAUUGGGCUCAGCUCUCACCUGCAUACACCUAUGUACUAUUUCCUCAGCAGUCUGUCUUUCAUUGACCUCUGCCAAUCCACUGUCAUUACCCCCAAAAUGCUGGUAAACUUUGUGGUGCAGAAAAACGUCAUUUCCUACCCUGAAUGCAUGACUCAGCUCUAUUUCUUCCUAGUUUUUGUUAUAUCAGAAUGCCACAUGUUGGCUGCAAUGGCAUAUGACCACUAUGUUGCCAUCUGUAAUCCUUUGCUUUACAAUGUAACCAUGUCUUCUCAAGUCUGUUUCUGGUUGAUAGUUGGAGUGUAUAGCAUGGGAUUGAUUGGUGCCACAGUUCACACAGUCUGCAUGCUAAGAAUACUAUUCUGUAAGGUUGAUAAAAUAAACCAUUACUUCUGUGAUCUUUUCCCACUAUUAGAGCUAUCUUGCUCCAGUACUUUUGUCAAUGAGGUAGUAGUUCUGUGUUUCAGUGCAUUUAAUAUCCUUGUCCCAAUCCUGACCAUCCUCAGCUCUUACAUCUUCAUCAUAGCCAGCAUCCUGCACAUUCACUCCACUGAAGGAAGAGCCAAAGCCUUCAGUACCUGCAGCUCCCAUGUCUCAGCUGUUGCUCUCUUCUUUGGAUCUGCUGCAUUUAUGUACCUGCAGCCAUCAUCAGUUAGCUCAAUGGACCAAGGAAAAGUGUCUUCUGUGUUUUAUACUAUUAUUGUGCCCAUGCUGAACCCUGUAAUCUAUAGCUUGAGGAAUAAAGAUGUGAAACUUGCCCUAAAUAAGUUACUUGAAAAAAGAAGUAUCCCAUGAAAAAGAGUAUUUUACUUUAGCAAAAAGUUACAAUUCCUGGAGGUUUAUAUUCCUGGAAGCAGUCCAGAUAUAGCAACGUAUAUCUACAAGUCAUGAGAUUACUAUUCCUACUUGAUUUCUUGAAAGAAAGGUGUCAAAUGUAAGACUGGACUUAUGGGAUCAGACUCAUGGAGGAUAGCACCUGUUCAGGAUGCCCCAUUAUCCAUCUAUGCAGAGUAACCUGUAUCACAUCUGAACACAUUUAUAAAGCUUCAAAGUACUGACUAGGGUUGAU
Marmota monax (woodchuck) is the source of this 4589-nucleotide messenger RNA. RefSeq names its product olfactory receptor 8G50-like. Gene Ontology annotation, molecular function: G protein-coupled receptor activity; odorant binding; olfactory receptor activity. Gene Ontology annotation, biological process: G protein-coupled receptor signaling pathway; sensory perception of smell. The record is from RefSeq and is a predicted model, not a curated record. The transcript has 2 exons. The coding region runs from base 3377 to 4315 and encodes 312 amino acids. NCBI's taxonomy places the organism in Eukaryota, Metazoa, Chordata, Mammalia, Rodentia, Sciuridae. Gene Ontology annotation, cellular component: membrane.